CAUGUUUAUUUCACACGAGAAACGAAUUUCGAGAGACAAAAUGUCGAAAUAAUGUUUUAAAAGAAGAAAAUUGAUGUACAAACUGGUUAAGAUUUUUCAAUGCAAGGCUAUUUUGAACAUCAUAGGCAAUUUCUGAGAAAGCUUAAUAUCUGUUAACAUCUUCUAUGAUCAACACUAUUGAAGACACAUAGUCUCACCAUUAGUGAAAAACGGUUGUAAAUCAUUGAAAAAUCACAUUCUUUCCUAUCAAAAAUAGAACGAUCAGAGAUGUUAAGCAUAUGAGCUUGUAGUCUAUGUAAACCUCUACAAAACUGUAUAUAAGAAAAAUAUUUUACAAACAAAUUUCAUCGAUACUAAGGAGCAUAAUAUAUAUCAUUCGAAGCGCUUCGACUUGCUCUACAACAUGUUACAAUAAAUUUCUCAAUUCUGAAUAGAUCACCUAAUUCGACAGGAUAUUUUGUUUAAAGAUUAUAGGAAAGUUUGUUUUUUUUUCUUAGCUUUAAAUUGGUCAAAUGAAUUUGAAUAUUGGUUAAAUGAUGUUGAACCACCUGUUGAUAAUUAUCAAUUAACAACAAUAAAACCAAAUUUACGUGUUACACAUUUAAAUUAUUGGUAUGAACAUGGUGGUGUUAUGAUUAUGGGUUAUGAUAUAUAUAGAAGAUUAGCUAAUGGUUUUGGUUUAAAAAAUAAAAAAACUAAAGCACAAGCAUAUAAAUGUCUUGUUGAUCCAGGACCUGAUAUCAUUGUUGCUGAUGAAGGACAUAUUUUAAAAAAUGCUCAAACAGCUCUUGCUAAAUGUUUAUCAAAAAUAAAAACAUAUCGUCGUAUUGUUUUAACUGGUACACCAUUACAAAAUAAUCUCAUUGAAUAUUAUUGUAUGGUAUCAUUUAUAAAACCAAAUUUACUUGGUAGUCAACAAGAAUAUAUAAAUCGUUUUGUUAAUCCAAUACAAAAUGGUCAACAUCGAGAUUCAAGUGAAGAAGAUGUUUGUUUAAUGAGACGACGUGCAUGUGUUUUACAUGAAUUAUUAACAGGUUUUAUUGAUCGAAAAGAUUAUUCAUUAUUAAAAGAUUAUUUACCACCAAAAUUUGAAUAUAUAAUUAAUAUACAAUUAAGUGAUUUACAAACAACAUUAUAUGAUUUAUAUUUAAAACAACAAGAAAAUCAUCAACAACAACAACAACAAAAUUUAUCUACAUUGAAAAAAGAUUUUAAAUCAGUAAAAUUAUUUGCUGAUUAUCAAUAUUUACAAAAAAUUUGGACACAUCCAUUUUUACUUUAUCCACAUUUUAUUGAUCAUUGGAAAAAACGUUUAAAUAAAGAUGAAGAUGAUUUUCUUGAUGAUAGUGAACUUGAAACUAUGUUUACUGAUGAAGAUGAAGAAAUGGAAGAAAAGAAAAAAACUAAAAAGAAAACUAAUAAAAAGAAAAAUGAAAAAGAAGAAAAGUCGAAUAAAAAGAAAAAUUUUAGUGGUUUCUUAAUUGAUAAUGUUGGUGAUGAAGAUGAAAGUGUUGAACCAUCAACAAAUAAUGAUGAACAUUCAAAAUCACAAAAACGUACUAUGUCUAAAUCAUCAAAUGGUUCUUCAGUAACAACUGUUGAAUCAGGUUCAUAUCAAGAUGAUGAUGAUGAUGAUGAUGAUGAUAAUAAUAAUGAUGAAAUAAAUGAAGGAUUAGAUUCAGAUUCAAAAUCGAAAUUAACUGAUAACAAUAAUGACGAUGAUAAUAUUCAUGAAAAAGUUGAAAUAGUUAAAAGUUAUCGAACUCGAAGUCGAACAGCAGCAAAAAAUAAAGAAAAACAAAAUUCAUUAAAAAUAUUUAAUGGAAAACAGAUGAAUUCUGAUGUUUUUGAUACUGGUAAUGAUAAGAUACCUUUAAAUGAAUCCGAUGAUGAUGAUGAUGAUAAUAAUCAAGAAAAUACUGAUCAACCAUGGUUAAAUGAUAUGCGUGAACAAUUUUGGUUUCCAUUCUUAGAUAUGUUACCAGAUGAAAGUGAAUUUGAUAUAAAUUUAAGUGGAAAAUUAGUUUUACUUAAAUCAAUUCUUGAUAAAUGUGCUGAUAUUGGUGAUAAAAUUCUUCUUUUUUCACGUAGUUUAUAUACAUUAAAUUAUAUUGAAAGAUUUUUAUAUUAUUUACAAAAACAAAAUGAAGAAGAAUAUAAAAAACAAUGUGAAUCAAGAAGACAAUUACGUCAAAUGCUUUCUUCAAAUGGUACUAAUAAUAAAGAUUUAUGUGAUUAUAUAUCACAACCUAUAGAAUGGAUACGUGAUCAAGAUUAUUUUCGUAUGGAUGGUCAAACAGAUGUAAUAGCAAGAAAACGUUAUGCUAAAGCAUUUAAUGAUGAAACAAAUAUACGUUCACGAUUAUUUCUUAUAUCAACAUUAGCUGGUGGAAUUGGAAUUAAUUUAGUUGGUAGUAAUAGAGUUAUUGUUUUUGAUGCAAGUUGGAAUCCAAGGUAAAUGAAAAUAAGUUUUUUGUCUAAUUUUUAUUAUAAUACAAAAUUAUGUAUAAAGUUGAAUCCAAACAUUAUACAAUAUUUACAAAAUAUUAAAGAGUCGAUCGGUUAGUCAGAUUAAAUAAUUUUGUGUGAGAACUAGAGUUCAUCGGAUGCAAAAUUUUCGGAUGGAUUUAUUGAGCGUUUUUAGAAUUCGAAUUGGCCUUUGAUACGCUCAAUGAAAUCAGGAUUGGAUAGUCGCCCUCAAGAUACGAAGUAUUUUGUUUAGAGGUUUUUUUUUGUAUUUGGUGACUAUCGUGUUCUACACAUUUUUAUAGUGACUAGAGUCUGUCGGGUGAAGAAUUUUUGAAUCUAACCGGGUUUAGGACUAAAUUGGACGGGCUCCAGUGAGAUCCGUAUAGUUUGUAUUUCAUAAAACGAAGAUUCUUAUAAAGCUAAUUUGAGGAUCAUUUCUUUUUCGAUGGAAGUAUAAAAAUAUUGUUGCUUGAGAAUUUUAUAGUUUUUAUUUGACUUGAUGAAUAGUUAAAACUCAGCACAUUUGAAGCAAUAUUUAGAAAGAUGUUAUAGACGUACUUUUGGAUUAUUAUUACAGAAGUAUUGCAUCGAAGGAAGUACCUAUGAAAUUUGAGUGUAUCAUGGCUUUUGAUCUAUUCAUUAAGAUCUUUCUACUUUGAUAAGUUAUUCAUCGAAUUCUCGAAAGACUGUAUAUGAAUGUCAUUUUGUGCAAUUUCUUCUUUUUCAAUUCAUCUAUUAGAAAUUAUUUACAUAGAUAUAUUUAAUUGAAUUAGAUAAGAUCGAAUUCAACAGUAUUAUAUAUUGAUUAAAGUAUUCACCGCUCAACAUUGAUUAAAAUCCGAAGAAAUCAAAAUAAUUUGUAGCAGAAAGUAGGCAUGUGACAAUUCUGUAUCAAUUCAUCUAACUCUUUUCAUAUAAGUUGAGACUUCUGAAAAG
Messenger RNA from Rotaria sordida, 3405 nucleotides. NCBI's taxonomy places the organism in Eukaryota, Metazoa, Rotifera, Eurotatoria, Philodinida, Philodinidae. The record is from the annotation of a GenBank genome assembly.